GGAGACGGCAGCCUGGGUGGUUCGGCACUUGCCCAAGAAACAACCACACCACUCCGCCCCUCCAAACCGCAAGAUGCGCCGAGCCGUGGCAGACUCGGAUGACGAUGAAGAUUAUGAGAUCAUCGUAGGCGCAGACGGAUCAGAUCUCACUCGCAAUCUCUACGCAGAAGAUGAAAGUCUAGCCUCCUUCGACGCUUCCAUCGCCAACCUCGAUGGGACUGUAGACAAGAGCACUGACUCUACAGAACGCCUACGCAGAGAAAUUCGACAAGCAGAGCUCGGAUUACGCAGUACCAACAACGCACUCAGUCCAAUCGCCUCAACUUCGCCCGACAUGCCGUCGACUAACAAGCGCCGGCAUGCCUCUACAUCUGGCGUAGAGACCAGCCCGGUGCCUUCAAGGGCCGCCAAGCGUGCGAAGACGCUGAAGACGUACAGCGCCUCGGCCGGCACCAUCCGUCACACUUCCUUGACUGCGGAAACCAGCUUCGACCGCGCGAUGGAUGAAGCCAGUGCUCUUCACACGUCGCAGUCUGUACACUUUUCGGAACACUCGAGCGCCGCUGUUGGCCCUUCUUCUGUACCCGCUGCUGCUGCUCUACCUUCAGCAUCGCUCCAACAGGAUUUCAUGGAUCACGAACCGAACAUGAUGUUCCAUGACAGCGGGAGCACUAUUGCCGAUCGCAGCUCCGAGGAGGAACGCAUGCUGGCCCAGACGCUUGCGGGAAGGAAGAUUACUAGUACGCCUGCGAUCGGUCCUCCGCGGUCUGGUGCUCAACACAGUUCUUCAAUCCCUUUUACUGCUUCGGAGCACGGCAACAGCGCGAAGAGCAGUGUGAAACACCCUCUUCCAGGACAUGUUAUUCCCAAUGAAGCAACCCUGGCCAACGAUAUGGCGCAUGAACAACCAAAUGAUGGGGCUGUGGACGGCACUCCGUCCAAGGACUCUCAUGCUGAUGCGCAGACCCCAAUUGAUGGAGCAAGCGACCAAACGGCGAAUCCUGCGCUACCUGAGAACUUCAAUCCCAGUCCGAUUGUCGAGAUCCCACGCCACGAAUCGACCACCCGGAGACGAGCCUCCGACAGCACUCAGACCAGCACCAGAGGCCGCAAACAGAAGACUCAAGAAGACAAGGCCCCGAGCGACCCGCUCAAUUCGGACGACAAAGCGAUUGGCUUGCCGAAAGAACGCUACCAACCUCGUCCCCGCCGACGUCGGGCGACAGGUUUGCCAGAAGAAGAGAUCGACUACUCCGUUCGUCCUGAGAAAGCCGCGAAGGUCAAGCGAGUCAAAAGCUCUGGUGCGGCUACGAGUUCCACCGCAACCUUAUCCGCGGCGAAGAGAAAGGAUGCUGGUCCUGAGGCUGAUCAGAACGCGGCUGACGACAUCACAACCCUUCCAGAAGACGAUGUCGCAUCCAAAGCAAGCAAUAACCAGGCCCACGUGGAACCAGCGGACCCUGAAGCCGGUACUGAAGCAAUCACCAAAGCAAGUGCAGAAGCACCAUCCACCCUUCCAGAUGUCGAAUCCUCUCAUCCAACCAAGGACAAGCCAGACACCGCAGCCGACGAGAUCUUCGUCAAACCAGCAAAGCCCGCACCAGCCGCGCGCAAUUCCAAGUCCUCCAGAUCCAAACGAUCACACACCACCAUCUUCGAAGACCACGUUGAGCUUGUCAGCCCCCGGCACGCAACACCGAGUCUCAGCCAGCAGCAAGCCAAGAGGAAGUCCGCGCUCGCCAAUGUCCAGAAUGAGGCGAGCAAGAAGAAGCGCAAAGUGGUCGAUUCUGAUGAUGAAGACGAGGCGUUUGGCGUGGAUGAGAAUGAUGAGUCUGAGGAGGUCCAUGACUCGCCGCCGAAGAAGCGAGGCCGAGGGCGUCCGCCUAAAUCCACGACGAAGGCGCAACGAAAGUCCGCUGAAACGGUGACUGAGGAGCAGGAGGACAAGGUCGAUGCCGCGCCCGACGCAGACAAGACUCAGACGAAGAAGCGAGGAAGCGGUCGUCCGCCCUCGAAAGCUGCUUCAGAAGCUCCCGAUCCAGAAGCUUCCAACGCGUCGACCACCCCUGAGAAUCCCCUCGAGAAUCCCGCACCCGACAAAGGCCAACAAACUCCUGCAGUCGAGACCGCCACCGAUCGUCCAAGUCAAGAUGCAUCGAAGAUCCCGACUCCGUCGCCGGAGAAACAGGUCACAGCGGCGCCCGAGAAAUCCGCCUCCAAGACGAGCCCGACUUCCCACUCUCCCAUCAAGAGUUCUUUGGCUGUGCCGUUGCGAGUGGGCUUGAGUAGGCGGCAGCGUAUUCCGUCUUUGCUUCGCAUGGUGAAGCCUGUCCGGCCGAGGAAGGAAGGGUAGACGUCGUGGGAGUUGUGAGCAAGUGUCGCUUUCUUACUUGAACGAAAAGUGACUCUGUAAACGAUGGAAGGACGGACAGAGGCACGAUGAGCAGAGGCGCAUAGCUAGUUAGCUGUCAAGCAAGU
Molecule: messenger RNA, 2478 nt
Organism: Neohortaea acidophila
Lineage: Eukaryota; Fungi; Ascomycota; Dothideomycetes; Mycosphaerellales; Teratosphaeriaceae
Exons: 2
Coding region: 74-2353 (759 amino acids)
Source: RefSeq, a predicted model, not a curated record